Molecule: messenger RNA, 525 nt
Organism: Ostertagia ostertagi
Lineage: Eukaryota; Metazoa; Nematoda; Chromadorea; Rhabditida; Trichostrongylidae
Source: the annotation of a GenBank genome assembly
AUGGAGGCCACCAGAUCAGAAACAAAACCCGUAUGGGUUUAUGUGAUAUUCCGGAAGAAUCACUGCUCAGGACACGAAAAGAUGACAGUGAACAUAAGUUUUGAUGGACCAAUUUUUUGGAAUCGUCAAGUCGCUUACAUCUACUGCUGCUCUUGUCAUUUUGAUGAGCAUGAGGCUUGUGCAGUUUUUUGUUCGUUACAUAUUGGCCCACUCAUGGCAAUCCUGGGCAAGUUCGAGCAACGCGUUGAACGUAUGUGUCUAGUGGAUCGCCCCGUAGACUAUCCAUUUCUUCCUGAUUCAAUUUUCUCCUACAUGGCCAAGUGUAUGCCGAAACUGCAAUUCAUCUAUCUUCGUGAACUGGACUUAGAGAAGAUCAAUCGCGCUACAGUGGUCGAGCUGGCAAAUCACAGCACAUUGAAAAAGGUUCAAGCAACUUUUUCUCUUCAACACUGCUAUAAUUAUUUGAAAAUGAACCAGUAUCCCAGAUAUAAUCACAGAGCUGACCAUAGAAAGCUUAAUUGUUAA